UCGUCGUUUGAGUUGCACUAUGCAUAAAGGGCCCUCCUCCCACUCUCUUGUCUUCCCUUCUCUCAUUCGUGUGGAACUUGGAAUAGCAAAAAAAAAAAAAACCUAUUAUCCUGUUUUUUCUUACACCCUUUGACGGCCUGGUCUAAUCGUCAAUCACCUACUGUAACAGAUCUUUUACACAACCUAUCAGAUAAAGACGUCACCUCCCUGGGAACACCAUCACACGCAUUCUACGUCAUAGCCGAGCGACUCAGCGCCGCAAACAACACGUCAAAAACAGAGUUUGCCAAUUGAACGCUCUUCAACUCUACUUCAUCAUCGUCGCGUAUACACAUCGCGCAUCUUCAUACUCACAAUGGCGCCCACUGAAGAUGUUUUUGCGCGCGACUACUACAGAUGCUCUUAUGGGUGGAAUUGGAAUGGACGACGAUGUGUUCGUAACAACUGGUCCUACUGGGGGCGCUGGGUGUUAGCGGGCAUCGUCAUCUUUUUCUUCGUCCUCUUCCUCUUCUGCUGCCUAUUCUCUCGCCGUCGCAAACGCCGUGGCGUUAAGCCCGUGUACGGCACUGGAUGGAUGGCGGCCAAGCCUUGGGGAAACAACAACAACAACCAUCAGAUGUACAACUACGGCAACCAAGGCGGCUAUAAUCAGGGCUACCAGCAGAACAACGGUGGUUACGGAGCUCCACCUCCACCUCCAGCAUACGGCCAGCAACAGCAGCCUCAGUACACUGGUACGACAUUCAACACCAACGACGGGUACUACGGCCAGGGCCAGUAUUCCGGAGUUCAGCAACCACAGGGUACAUAUCAGCGUGAUGGUGCUUACUCCCCACCUGCGGGUCCUCCUCCUGGAAAGUAAAGCACGGCGAUGGGUGCGUUUGGAAUGAGAACGGGUUUAAAACACGGCCGAUAUGGAAAGGAUACCACCGAUUGAGGCGUUUGGGAGCUCGCUAUGUAAUGAAUGGACUUACGUCAAGACAUACUGUGAUAAGAGGCAUUACUCUCGCGAGCAUGGCCUGGGCGGAAUUACGAGAAUUAUUUUUUUCCUAAUCGAUUCUAGUCUUCUCUCUAGCAAGUAUUUAUCGAAAUAGUCAGAUAACUAUGUUUGUGACGCGUUGCUGAUAA
Molecule: messenger RNA, 1128 nt
Organism: Fusarium oxysporum Fo47
Lineage: Eukaryota; Fungi; Ascomycota; Sordariomycetes; Hypocreales; Nectriaceae
Product: chitin synthesis regulation, resistance to congo red-domain-containing protein
Exons: 2
Coding region: 356-862 (168 amino acids)
Biological process (GO): vesicle-mediated transport
Cellular component (GO): intracellular membrane-bounded organelle
Source: RefSeq, a predicted model, not a curated record